Molecule: messenger RNA, 1437 nt
Organism: Triticum urartu
Lineage: Eukaryota; Viridiplantae; Streptophyta; Magnoliopsida; Poales; Poaceae
Product: putative disease resistance RPP13-like protein 1
Source: RefSeq, a predicted model, not a curated record
AUGGAGGCUUCCAUAUCUGCAGUUACAGGUGAAUUGGUGAGUCGUUUCAUCUCCUUCCUGAUGAACAAGUACCACUCCUUGAGCCAUGCACAAUCAGAGAAGGUGGUGGACAGAUUGCAGCACCUCCUGAUGAGAGUCAGCAUCGUCGUCGAGGAAGCGGAUGGGCGGUACAUAACCAACUCUGGGAUGAUAUUGCAGCUCAAGAUGCUCUCAGAUGCCAUGUACAGAGGACACCGCACGCUGGACACCUUGAGGUACCAAACACUCCAAGAUAGUGCCGACUCAUCUAGCAGCAGCUUGCAUUUAUCCAUUCCUUCCAAGCGUUCUCGAACAAAAACUGAGAAUGAUGACAAGGCCAUGCGCCUCGAGUCAGAAGGUGCCUUGGAAAGCUUAGAAAUUGCAGUUGCUAAUAUGGUGGAAUUUGUUGUGCUCUUGGGUGGAUGCGAGCGCAUGUCUCGUAGGCCAUAUGAUAUUUAUCUUUACACCAACAACUUCAUCUUCAGCCGACAUGCUGAAAAGCAAAAGCUCUUGAGAUUCUUGUUGGAGCACAACGACUCUCCUGGUGAUCAUGCACCGGCAGUUCUUCCGAUCAUAGGUGGUGGUGGAGUUGGGAAGAAGACAUUGGUUGCUCAUGUUUGUGGCGACGAACAGGUUCGCUCACGCUUCUCCUCUAUUUUGCACUUGAACGGAGACAACCUAUUGCCGAUACUUGACCAUGGAAGGACCAUGUUUGGGAUGAUGCUGGUCGUUAUUGAGUUUGCUUCUGAUGUAGUUGACGAUGACUGGGAAAAAUUUCACUCAUUUCUCAUAAGAAUGAGCAGAGGAAGCAAAAUCAUCAUCAUAAGUAAACUCAAAAGAUUAGCCAGGUUUGGAUCAGUGCAACCUAUUUUCCUAAGUGUUCUAUCUUAUGACGAGUUGAGGUACCUCUUCAAGACACUGGCAUUCGGGAGUGUAGACCCUGCCGAACAUCCACAGCUAGUACAAAUAGCAGACGAGUUUACCAGGGAGUUGCAUAGUGUCCGAGGUUCACUUGUUGAAAUAAAUGUGUUCGCAGAUGCAUUGAGAAGGAAUCAUCAUGCUCAGUUUUGGCGUUGCAUAUUGGAUAAAGGGAUGAAAAUGGUUAAAAGAAACCUGUCAAGCUAUGGUUUGCAUCCAAACAAGCUUAUAGAACAAGGCCGUCCAGUGGACAUAACGGACCUUGCUUUGCAUCCGCUUAGCUUGCUACCUUACACACUCAAGGAGGAUUCACCAAGUGUGACACUGGGGGACCUUCUGGCAGAUCCUAGUGUUAGACCGGAAGGAGACUUCACUCUAAUUGCCUGGAAAUCAAGGAUACCCCCUCAUAGAUCAUAUCUUCAUUGUGUUACAAGUCGUGCUCAGGAUGUACAUGAAGGUGGUGCCUUGCCAGCGAGGAAGCGACGAGGACUGCCAAUCUGA